This is a messenger RNA of Bipolaris zeicola 26-R-13, 2130 nucleotides long. RefSeq lists its product as uncharacterized. The transcript has 3 exons. The record is from RefSeq and is a predicted model, not a curated record. The coding region runs from base 1 to 2130 and encodes 709 amino acids. Gene Ontology annotation, cellular component: nucleus. Lineage: Eukaryota; Fungi; Ascomycota; Dothideomycetes; Pleosporales; Pleosporaceae.
AUGGCCUGGCCUGGCCUGGCCUGGCAGCAGCAGGCAAUGACAAUGCCAACGGAGGACCUGGAUUCAUACGAGCACCCGCCUCCCCUCACCCACUCGCCGCGCGAAUCCACCGCAGCGAGCACUCCCAUCACCACGCCUGUUGACCACCCCUCGUCGCCGCACUUUGGUCGUGUCAACAAGAACUCCCCCGCCACCCUCGUCAACCUCUGGCACCGCAAGCCCCACGAGCUUGCCGCUAGCCGCCAACCAGACGAGGACGUCUUGUUCGAGGACGCGGGCGACUGCAGUUUCUCGCUCUUCCCGCAAGAGCCUCAAGUUCACGCCGGCUUCGCAGACAUGGCCACUGCCUCGCCCAUUGACAUCCAGACGCCCCCGCGCUAUGGCUCAAACUCUCCCCCAAACCAGACCUCCAACCUCACCUCUGCCCUCAAGCAGGCAGAGGCCCAGCCAGACCUCGCCACCACUCCAGGUUUGCUGAAUCCUAACCACUUCGACUUCAACCACAAUGCCCGUCCCAGCAUCAGCGAGCGCCACCCCUCCAUCAGCAUGCUUGGCUCUUCCUUUUACGGAAACAGCGGCGCCAGGCCCAUCACCAUGAAGGAUCGCGGGCGUCGCGAGAGCACAAACAUGGGCAGCUUCGCCGGCGGCAUGAGCUGGGGCGGCCACUCGGUCGGCUCGUGGAUUCGCGAUGACAUCAUGAUGGGCACUUCACCCGCACCUUUUGCCAACAACUCGCCUUCGUUCCACUCGUCGUCAUAUCUGCCCAAGAUGGAAGCCGCCUUUAUGAAGGAUUUCACUUGCUGUGGCCUCACCCUGGCCUCGCUGCACGAUCUGCUGCAGCACUUUGAGGAGACUCACGCAAACGCGCCUGCCGCCCGCCCCCAACAGCCCCCCACAAAUGGCUUCACCUCUGCAUCGGGUGCACCAACAAACUCGAUCGCGCCCAGCCAGACUCAGGGCGAUGCACCCUUCAACACCCAAAAUGGCUUCCAACAAAGAUCGGGCUCAGUUGGCGCCCACCGCCCACGGAUAGGCUCCGUCAGCCGCUCCAACCUGUCCACUGUACAGGAUAUGGAUUCGCUAGACGACAUGGAUAUGGACGACAUCAAUUUUGACACACUGGGCUCCAUUGACGAGCAGCAGCAGCAACAACAGCAGCAGCAGCAGCAGCCGAUGCAACAAUUCCCAGUCCAAAAUCAGUUCAACCAGAACCAAAACCAACCGUCAAAUCUCAACGUCAACGUCAACAUGGCCAACAACAUGCAAAACCACCAAGGCAUGCGAACAUCAUCACCAAACACGCCCUCGGCCUCGCAGCAAUUUAACCUCCAGAAUAACCCCACCGUGUCUUCGGUCAACACGCCAACAAUGGGUACUAUGCCCAUGGCAAACCACAACUUGACCUCGCCAGAAUCCUCACACCCCGGCACUCCAGCCGAGCUUGACAUGGAUUUUGGCGGCUUCAACCCAAUGAUGGGAAUGGACAUGGGAAUGCCCAUGGGCAUGAACUUUAACGGAAAUGGCAAUGGUAACUUUGGCAUGGCCGCUUUUGACAACAACGGCACAAUCGACCAGCCAGGCAAGCGUCUGUUCAGCAAGCAGGGCGGUGGUCUCAACCAAGCACAGCUGCAAGCAGCCCUCAAGAACUACCAGCUCAGCGGAAAUGACCAGAGCGAAAUGGCCAGGCGGCUACGGGAACAGCAGCUUCUCAACGGUGCCAGCAUCCCCCAAUUCCCAUUCCCCGAAGAGGUCAAGCCAUUCCGAUGCCCAGUCAUUGGAUGCGAAAAGGCGUACAAGAAUCAAAACGGUCUCAAGUACCACAAGCAGCACGGCCACCAGAACCAGCAGCUCAAGGAGAACGACGACGGCACAUUUUCCAUUGUCGAUCCCCUUACCUCGAUCCCCUACCCCGGCACAGUGGGCAUGGAGAAGGAAAAGCCAUAUCGCUGUGAAGUCUGUGGCAAGCGGUACAAGAACCUCAACGGUCUCAAAUACCACCGCUCCCACGCACCCCACUGCAACCCCGAGCUGGCCAUGCAGAAGCUUGGCCUUACUGGAAACCUUCAGAAUCUGCAGAAUGCCAACGUUGCGGGUGUUGGAAUGGGUGGCAUAGACCCUUCCAUGUUCUAA